AUGGCCUCUAGUGAUCAACAACCAGACGCUCUUUACAAACUCCUCAUCAUUGGCGACUCUGGCGUCGGAAAAUCUUGCUUCCUCUUGCAGUUCACAGAAGGCGAUUUUAAAGAAGACCACAACGUCACCAUCGGUGUCGAGUAUGGUGCCAAAACUCUGAAAGUAGCUGAGAAAAACAUAAAACUCCAAAUUUGGGACACAGCUGGACAAGAGUCCUUCAGGGCUAUUACCCGUUCUUUUUAUAGAAAUGCGCACGGAGUAGUCUUAAUGUAUGACUUAACACGUUUAGAAAGCUAUGAAAACCUAUAUGACUGGCUUAAAGAAAUCAAGCAAAAUUCUGAUUCAGAUGUCGUCAUCUACCUUGUAGGAAAUAUGCUAGAUUUAGCUGAGGACGAAAGAGAAGUCCAAACAGACAUCGCACAGGCGUUUGCUGAAGAAAAUAAGCUGGAUGGGUUUACUGAGGCCUCAGCGAAAACUGCUGAGCAUGUUUCUGAGGUAAAUUAUAACUAGGGUUUUUCAAAAAAUAGCAGAAGUUUUGCACAAGAAAACACUGGAGAAAGCAACCAAAGAAGAAAAGCCAGCCCCUGCUCAGGCUCCAAUUAUAGUGCGUCCGACACAGCCAGCAAAGAAAAAGUCAUGCUGCUAA
Molecule: messenger RNA, 646 nt
Organism: Blepharisma stoltei
Lineage: Eukaryota; Ciliophora; Heterotrichea; Heterotrichida; Blepharismidae
Source: the annotation of a GenBank genome assembly